Cuscuta campestris is the source of this 1556-nucleotide messenger RNA. NCBI's taxonomy places the organism in Eukaryota, Viridiplantae, Streptophyta, Magnoliopsida, Solanales, Convolvulaceae. The record is from the annotation of a GenBank genome assembly.
CUAGAGAGCGUUAGAUUUAGCAAAAGAAAAUCCGUUUCAGCACAUCAUUUAUUCCUUUCUUCUUCUUCUUCCUCUUUCAUCUUAAAUACUCCGUACCAGUGUAUGGGUAACUGCCACGGCCGUUACUCCGGCUCCCGACGGCGCCACCAACCCGUCCCCGCACCUCCUCCACCGCAGACCUAUAAAUAUGGUCCUCCCAACCACUCUGCUCCACCACCACCACCACCAACUCAGCCGCCGCAGUGUUCAAAGAUGGGUCCUGUUAAGCCCUAUCUCGACGCCGACUCCACCUUGCGAGCUCUGGCUGGCGGGGCCGAAGGUUUCGGCCGCUCCGCCAUUGGCGGCCUCCAGGGCCCUCUCUAUCACGUGACUUCUUUGGAAGAUGAUGGACCGGGGUCUCUUCGGGAUGGAUGUCGCAAGCAAGAACCUCUCUGGAUUGUGUUUGACCUUUCAGGGACCAUUGAGCUUAGGUCUUAUUUAAGUGUUUCAUCGUACAAAACCAUUGACGGGAGAGGCCAAAGGAUAAAACUCACUGGGAAAGGGUUGAGGUUGAAGGAGUGUGAACAUGUGAUUGUCUGCAACCUAGAACUUGAAGGUGGUAGAGGAGCCGAUGUUGAUGGGAUCCAGAUCAAACCCAAUUCGAAACACAUAUGGAUAGACCGGUGCAGCCUAAGUGAUUUCAAUGAUGGGUUGAUCGAUAUCACCCGAGAGAGUACAGAUAUAACUAUUUCUAGGUGUCACUUCUCAAAUCAUGACAAAACAAUAUUGAUUGGAGCAGACUCAUCCAAUGUAACCGAUAGAUGUAUGCGGGUGACCAUACAUCAUUGUUUCUUCAAUGGGACAAGACAGCGUCAUCCUCGUGUUAGGUUUGCAAAGGUGCAUUUGUACAAUAACUAUACGAGAGGCUGGGGGAUAUAUGCUGUCUGUGCCAGUGUUGAGUCUCAGAUAUACUCGGAGUGCAACAUAUAUGAAGCUGGACAGAAGAAAGUGGCCUUUAAGUAUCUGUCCGAGAAGGCAACUGAUAAAUCGGAAGAGUGCACGGGCAGCAUAAAAUCUGAAGGCGACUUGUUUAUGAACGAAACACAGUCAGGCCUGAUGCCGACAACAGCCAAUGAAGGUUGUGUGUUCCAUCCAAGUGAAUACUACCCUACAUGGACUGUGGAAGCUCCCUCUGAUGACCUCAAACACUUCCUUGAAAACAGCACAGGAUGGCAACGCGUUCCACUCCCCCCGCAAUAGCCACUCGUCACUUCAAAACACAGACACACACACAUGCCAAAACAUAUAGCAAUAAAUAAUACUCCCUCCGUUCUUAAAUAACUGCCUAUCAAGUCAUUUUAGAUAUAUUAGAUUUUGGAUGAAUGUGGACAAACGUUAUGUCUACAUUCAUUUGAUUCUUGAUGUAUCUAGAAAGUCAUAAUAGGCAGUUAAUUAAGAACGAAAGGCAUAGUCGUAUAAUGUGCACACAAAUGCACAUGCACACACAUAUCUAUCACUAUAUAUAUGUACAUCAAGGUCAUUUCUCUUAUAGCAAUAAAUAAUACACAAGUCGUUUA